UGAAAAUGUUACGCCCUCACGUAACUACGUCACAGACGUCUAGCUGGCGGGAGUUACAGCAGCUCUUCAAACACUAUCACGCGUCCAUACCUACAGUGUUGUUCCUUUAAACUUUGUUUCGUUUAAAUAAUCAUUUUAUUUGUGGAAAUGAUUGGACAGAAAAGUAUCACCUCAUUUUUUUCGCCAAUGACCAAAAAAAGACAUCUGGACGAGAUACAUACAUGCCCAGGCGAUGCAAGAGAUCAUGGGAAAAAACGAAAGUUGGAGCGCGACGAUGUUGCAUCCUCACUGUCCCUGAGUCCUGAGCAAGUUGAACGGAUUUCCAAAAACAAGAAGGCGGCUCUGGAAAGGCUCGCUGCAAACCAAGCUGUACCGAACGGGAUUGGAGAGAGCUGGAAGAAAGCGCUCAACGCAGAAUUCGGGAAGCCCUACUUUAAAUCAUUAAUGUCAUUUGUUGCGGAGGAGAGGCAAAAACACACCAUCUAUCCACCUGAAAAUGAAGUUUUUACCUGGACACAAACAUGUGACAUAAAAGAUGUAAAGGUUGUGAUUCUUGGCCAGGAUCCUUAUCAUGGACCUAACCAGGCUCAUGGGCUUUGUUUCAGCGUGCAGAGACCUGUGCCACCUCCACCAAGCUUGGUGAACAUCUUUAAAGAACUGGCUUCAGACAUCGAAGGCUUUGAGCAACCUGGUCACGGAGAUCUUACAGGAUGGGCAAAGCAAGGAGUUCUGUUGCUGAACGCUGUGCUGACUGUGCGCUCACACCAGGCCAACUCUCACAAAGACAAGGGGUGGGAGACUUUCACUGACGCUGUGAUACACUGGCUCAGCACUAACAUGCAGGGUCUUGUUUUUAUUCUCUGGGGCUCUUAUGCGCAAAAGAAGGGGGCUGCCAUCGACAAGAAACGACACCAUGUUCUGCAAACAGUCCACCCCUCGCCACUAUCUGCUCACCGUGGCUUCUUUGGAUGCAAACAUUUCUCAAAGACCAAUGAACUGCUGAAGAAAUCAGGGAAGAAGCCCAUUGACUGGAAAGCUUUGUGAUGGUUUACAUUUGCGAUUGUAGAUGGAAUGCUGUCUGCCCUGUUUCAAAAGUAACCUUUGUUUUUUAUGGUCAUUUCCUUCCUAAAUGAUCCAUACCUUCGUUCUGAAUACAUAUUUGUUCUUUUCAAGAUACGUUUUUGGUUUAUUUUAUUUUUAAAGGAAUAGUUCACCCAAAAAUGAAAAUUCUGUCAUCAUUUAC
Messenger RNA from Sinocyclocheilus grahami, 1243 nucleotides. RefSeq names its product uracil DNA glycosylase a (gene unga). The transcript is spliced from 7 exons. Gene Ontology annotation, cellular component: mitochondrion; nucleus. Gene Ontology annotation, molecular function: uracil DNA N-glycosylase activity. Gene Ontology annotation, biological process: base-excision repair; base-excision repair, AP site formation via deaminated base removal. The record is from RefSeq and is a predicted model, not a curated record. Lineage: Eukaryota; Metazoa; Chordata; Actinopteri; Cypriniformes; Cyprinidae. The coding region runs from base 148 to 1044 and encodes 298 amino acids.